UCCCGGCGCGCGGGCCGAGCCCGACGGGCCCUGCCCCGAGCCCCGGAGGGUGGCGGACUCGGGUGGACUCGGAGGGGGCGGGCAGCGCAUGCGCGCGGCCUGGGAGCGGAGCCCGGCACCCGGGGCGAUCGCGCGCGGAGGACUCGCGCGGGCGUCAGGGUCCCACGAGGCAGUGCCCUGCUCUGUCCACGCCUGGCCAGGGAACCUGCCUGGAAUCCAACGUCCACAGCUGUCGCUGGGGCCGCUUCCUGGGAGCUCUGCUCCCCGUCAGGGUAACCGAGGCUGAGGGUGGUGGAGAACUGGGGGGAUCCAGAGGACCAAUCGUCUCCUCGUUUGCCACCUUCCCACUGCCAAGGCUGGAGUUAGAGGCCUGCUACCUCCCUGCAGUGUCAGUUUGUGACAAGUGCUGCUGCCAACCAAGAAGUUGUCCCCACAGGUCAGAUCUCAGUGGUUGGACUGGCUCCACCCCACCAACAUGGUGGACAUGGAAAGCCCCCUGUGUCCCCUGUCCCCCUUGGAGGCUGAGGACCUGGAGAGCCCCCUGUCUGAGUACUUCCUCCAAGAAAUGGGAGCCAUCCAGGACAUCUCGCAGUCCCUCAGCGAGGACAGCUCCGGGAGCUUUGGUUUUGCGGAAUACCAGUAUUUAGGAAGCGGCCCUGGCUCGGACGGAUCAGUCAUCACGGACACCCUGUCACCGGCGUCAAGUCCGUCCUCCGUCAUUUACCCCGCAGUCCCUGGCGGUGCGGAUGAGCCUCCCAACGGUGCCCUGAACAUCGAGUGCAGGAUCUGUGGAGACAAGGCCUCGGGCUACCACUAUGGGGUGCAUGCGUGUGAAGGCUGCAAGGGCUUCUUCCGGCGGACCAUCCGGCUGAAGCUGGUGUAUGACAAGUGCGACCGCAGCUGCAGGAUUCAGAAAAAGAAUCGGAACAAGUGCCAGUACUGCCGCUUCCACAAGUGCCUGUCCGUCGGGAUGUCACACAACGCAAUUCGCUUCGGACGGAUGCCAAGAUCGGAGAAGGCAAAGCUGAAAGCAGAAAUCCUUACCUGCGACCAGGAUGUCGAGGACGCCGAGACUGCUGACCUCAAGUCCCUGGCCAAGAGGAUUUACGAGGCCUACCUGAAGAACUUCAACAUGAACAAAGUCAAAGCCCGUGUCAUCCUCGCCGGGAAGACCAGCAACAAUCCGCCUUUCGUCAUCCACGACAUGGAGACGCUGUGCAUGGCUGAGAAGACCCUGGUGGCCAAGAUGGUGGCCAACGGCAUCCAGAACAAGGAGGUCGGGGUCCGCAUCUUCCACUGCUGCCAGUGCAUGUCGGUGGAGACUGUCACCAACCUCACGGAGUUCGCCAAGGCCAUCCCUGGCUUUGCCAACCUGGACUUGAACGACCAGGUCACCCUGCUGAAGUACGGCGUGUACGAGGCCAUCUUCACCAUGCUGUCCUCAAUGAUGAACAAGGACGGGAUGCUAGUGGCCUGUGGAACUGGCUUCGUCACCCGCGAGUUCCUCAAAACCCUCCGGAAGCCGUUCUGCGACAUCAUGGAACCGAAGUUCGAUUUCGCCAUGAAGUUCAAUGCCUUGGAGCUGGACGACAGCGACAUCUCCCUGUUCGUGGCCGCCAUCAUCUGCUGCGGGGAUCGGCCCGGCCUCCUAAACAUAGACUACAUCGAGAAAAUGCAGGAGGGCAUCGUGCAUGUGCUCAAGCUCCACUUGCAAAACAACCAUCCCGAUGACACCUUCCUCUUCCCCAAACUCCUCCAGAAGCUGGCGGACCUACGGCAGCUGGUGACGGAGCACGCGCAGCUGGUGCAGGUCAUCAAGACCGAGUCGGAUGCCUCGCUGCACCCGCUGCUGCAGGAGAUCUACAAGGACAUGUACUGAGGCUGGCAGUGUGGGGCAGUGGUAGCCCUGCGGGGACACGGAACGCCGGCACCACUGCAGAGGAGGGAUGGGAGCAGCUCGGAUCAGCACCCUCGACCUUGGAGAUGGGACACUUGUCCCUCAGCAGACUGCAUGGCAACCGGCGCUCAAGAGCACAGUUGUGACCACAGAGAGCGCUACUGCUCCGACCCGACCCGGGAGAUCAAGGACAAUCAGGAGCCAAGGUCAAGUCCAACUCUCCCCAUGUGGUCAGGGCAAGUUCUUUAUAUCAAGCGCGUAAUUUGCCAUCUAAUUAACGGGUAACCUCAAGUCACGCGGCCAGCUCCCUCCCAACCGCCCUGUUCUACUGCUGUAUUCCCUCUUGAGGUGGACAGCUAAUCAGCACUUUGUAACAACUUUUGUAAUCCUGUAAAUCUAGACUUAGCCAAAGGGUAGGUAUUUAAAAUGCAGCGGAAUAUUUAUUUGGAUGAUAUCAGGUCUGUUUCCUGAAGCUGAAGAAACAGUGGGCUGCCUUUUAAUCCUAAAACGGAGAAUUUUCCAGAACAGUUUGAUAAGCCAUGAGAAGGUAGCCCUCGUGCUGUCCUUCUCAGUCUGUGGUUUUCGUGGUUCCAGGUAGUUUGUGGCAAAGCCCAUCUCCAGGCUCACGUGGAGGGUCCUGGGUGCUUGGUGCCCUCCCCACUACCCUUCCUAAUCCCCUUCCCACCCACCC
Octodon degus (degu) is the source of this 2588-nucleotide messenger RNA. RefSeq names its product peroxisome proliferator activated receptor alpha (gene Ppara). Lineage: Eukaryota; Metazoa; Chordata; Mammalia; Rodentia; Octodontidae. Gene Ontology annotation, molecular function: zinc ion binding; nuclear receptor activity; RNA polymerase II cis-regulatory region sequence-specific DNA binding. The coding region runs from base 476 to 1879 and encodes 467 amino acids. The record is from RefSeq and is a predicted model, not a curated record. The transcript is spliced from 8 exons. Gene Ontology annotation, biological process: cell differentiation; negative regulation of inflammatory response; positive regulation of transcription by RNA polymerase II. Gene Ontology annotation, cellular component: nucleus.